GGACUUCGUCAGUAGAAGUUGGCGCUAGUCUGGUUUGUCUUGAGCGUUGGUGGGAUUGUUCUUGGCUCAUAAAGAUACAACAACAAAAACAAGGCUAAAGAUUUUGUCAGUAAAAAAAAUCGAUUAAAUUAAUUGACGGUAUCAUUGUUGCCUUCAAGUUUUCUGCGCUGUACGUUGGUCAAUGGUCUCCACCUUGGCGACACUAGAUGCCCAGUGGAACCACCUUUUAUCUGAAUAUUUGUGCUUCAAGACCGUGUUGGCAUGUCACGAUUCCAUAUCCUUUUACUCUUCAUGGUGACCUUUAUUAGAGCGCUGAUGGGACACAAAGAAGGCUCUGGAACCACACUGCACAGCAGCUACAAUGAGGUUGUGCCAGAGGAGGAGUACUAUGCUCCCCGACUGGACUACAAAAAUCCAAGAUGGUGUCACUUUCUGAGGCUGGCCAAUGGGGAUGUGACCUGCCACUCCCCCCGUGGAGGGAACUACCACAGCACCCUGGGCACCCGCUGCGAGAUGACCUGUGACCGGGGCUACAAGCUGCUGGGCAGAACCUUGGUGCAGUGCAUGCCCAACCGUCGCUGGUCUGGGACCAGUCACUGCCGCCAGGUUCGUUGCAAUGCGCUGCACCUGAUCUGGCACGGCACGUACCACUGCACCCAGGGAUAUGUGGUGGACUCCAGGUGUGAUUACAUCUGUGAGCCGGGGUACCGGAUCGAGGGGGACCACUCUCGCACCUGUCUGGAUGGGGGGUCCUGGAGUGGGGCAGAGCCCAUCUGUGAAGAUCAUGAUCCUCCCAAAAUAAAGUGUCCCCUGUCCCGGGUGAAGGUCGCAGAGCCUGGGAAACUAACCGUCAGAGUGUCCUGGGACCCGCCGGUUGCCACGGAUACUGCUGAUAAAACACUAGAUGUAACGCUGAUAGGCCAGCGCCCAGAUACCAACUUUAAAGAGGGGAUAAACAUUAUCCGGUACACAGCACACGACCAAGCCAGGAACAGGGCUGCCUGCAAGUUCAUUGUUCGGGUUGAGGUCAGGAGGUGUCCAGUCCUCAAGCCCCCUCUCCAUGGUUACCUCACCUGUGACUCUGACGGGAACAACUAUGGGGCGGUGUGCGAAUACCACUGUGACGGGGGCCAUGAGAGGCGGGGGACCUCCAGCCGAGUCUGCCAGUUCGACCGCAGCUGGACUGAGGCCCCCACCGAGUGUGUCACAAUGGAGUUUAAAACAGAUGUGAACACAGCUUCUGCCCUCCUGGACCAGUUCUAUGAGAAGAGGAGGAUUCUGAUCGUGUCGGCACCUAACGUAGCCCAUGGAGACUACAAGCUCCAGAACCUUAUGGUACAGAAAGCAGAUUGUGGUCUGGACCUAAGACAAGUGACGGUGAUUGAGCUGCUCGGUUCCCCCCCUCGAGAAGUGGGCCGCAUCAAGGGACGUCACCUGGACAUUGAGGUCAUCGAGGGUCUGAGGCAGGCUUUCCGGAUCUCCAGAUCCUACUUCAACAUGGUGCUGUUGGACAAGGAUGGUGUGGACCAUGAGAGAUUCAUCACUCCCACCACAUCCGAUGAGCUCUUCUCAUACAUCGACAAUAACCUGUUGGAUGAAGAAGAACGACAGCGGCUGGAGUUACACAGAGACUACUGUGACUAAGACAUCAUAGUGCCACCUGGUGGUUUGGAGAGGUCAGACACUUAUACAGAUAGUGCAGAGGAAAAAGCUCUGCUAUGGAGAGAUACAAUCAACCGAGGUGGCACAGAAUAGAGAGAGAAACAAGGAAACACGCAGAUAACAGCUCUGGUAGUCAGAUGUUUCCACUGGCUGAUAGAUAAUGAUCUGAUAUAUUUAGAUAUUAGAGGUAGCCUGUUUUACAGGUCUUAAAAUAUAGUGUAUGUACGUACCUUUUUUACUUCACUACCCAUACUGCACUGUAACAAAACGUGGAUGAUUACAGGUUUAGGCAUUUCACAUAUUUAUUAGGUGAAUAAAAUAUUUGAUACAGCCAUAGCAGUGGAGGCUGCUGAGGGGAGGACGGCUCAUAAUAAUGUCUGGAACGGCGGGUAUGGAAUGGCAUCAAACC
Coregonus clupeaformis (lake whitefish) is the source of this 2071-nucleotide messenger RNA. RefSeq names its product sushi-repeat containing protein X-linked 2 (gene srpx2). The record is from RefSeq and is a predicted model, not a curated record. Lineage: Eukaryota; Metazoa; Chordata; Actinopteri; Salmoniformes; Salmonidae. Bases 262 to 1644 code for a protein of 460 amino acids. The transcript has 10 exons.